UGUCCGUGUCCCAUGAACACCAUAAUAAAAAGGGGAUGAUGCAUGCUCACUGGACCUGCAGCUGCAGGCCGUGAAGAUAGAAGCAUCAAGCUGGGCAAGCAGCUAACAAGCUCCGAGUGCAAGCAGCUCUCACUCAAUCGAGGUCUCCCACUCUCACCUCUUCUUUCGCAUGGACAAGGCCACCAUCAUCGCCGCUGCCCCUCCCGCCGCCGCGGGCGUCGCUGAUCCCCGCGCGCCGCCGCCGGAGCAGGAAUCAGCCGAUCAGGCGGCCGCGCGCCUCCAGCGCGCCUGCGCCGCGUGCCUCCGCGCCGCCGCGCUCCUCCUCGCGGGCUACAGCUUCGCCAUCGCGACGUGGCGCUCGCGCCGCGAGCCACGGGACCUGGCGUUCGUCGCCGGGUCCGGCGCGCUCCGGGCGUGCCUCCGGCGUGCCGAGGGCCUGACGCCGGCGUCGCCCGCGGGGGAGAGGCGGCGGCUGCAGGCCUCCGUGUGGGCGCUGUCCACCGCCCUCAGCUGCGCCUUCGCCUACCGCGUGGCCGCGGUCAUGCCGCCCGUGCUGGCGGCGCUCGUCUGGUGCAUGACCGUGUCCGUCGUCCUCACUGGCUUCUUCAUGCUCGUGCUCUGCAAAGGCCAGCAGCAGUACCAAGCCGUGGACAAUGUCGACCGUGACGCUGCCAGAGAAGGCAAACAAUUCGACAAGAUUAGCACUGCUGAUGAAUUGGUGUAAGGAAGUGCUCGCAACAAGCUGACGAUUCUUUCCGGAUGCUCGCCGUAUCCUUAUAUAGCAUAGCAUAGUCAGAACGUUUGUGCAGAGAGAAUUUUACCAACCUUAAAUGGUUGAAUAUUGAUCGUCGUUUCCUGCAAAUGAAUUGGUCAUUUGUAUUAACCUUUUUUAGUUCCAAUUAUAGAAAGUUCACUUCGUUUAUUUGUUUACCAUCGUUGCCUUUAAGGGCACGUACAACGGCGAGCUGAUGCCGUCGUCUCCCAUCGAAUCCAACAAAAUACGUCUUCCGUCUUCCGUGAGCCGAUUGAAUGAAGAGAGAGAAGCGCCGUCGCCUCCUUCGUCGACUGCGGGGGCGCGUGCUCCGAUGGAAGUCGACAGCCCCGAGCGACCGCUGUAGGAUCGGAGGCGAGUCGUCGUCGCCAUCCACAGGGAUCCGAUGCGAGGGCAGGAGUGCGCGCGCCGAAUCGAUUUUGGCGGCAAAUCGAGCGCGCUCUCCACCCUCUACUGCUUCUCCUCCGACUCCCGCGGCGGCCACCACCACCAGGGAUUGGCACCGGCCCGACCACGCCUCCUCCAAGCCCGCCUCCCGGGUCCGCAGCCCCGGGAAGCCCGCGCCGCGCCGCCACGCUCCUCCUCCUCCUCCUCGGCGCCGUGUUCCUCCUCUCCCACCGCAUCUCGCGCGGCCCCGCAGGGACAAUGAUCCAAUACCUCCAGGUGAAGAAAAGAAGGAGCAUGCAAAUACUAUGAAGUGUUUGAGGAGGAAACUAUUUCCUGAAAAUUGAAGUUGGGUUUUAGGAGCUGACAAAUUUAAGUGAGCAGCAACUAAUUUGAGAGGGAAGCGUUUGGAGCUGGUCUUUGAGGAUCUGCUGGAUUUUGGUGAACCGAGCAUCUUCUGCAAAUGUGAACUGAAGUGUGGUGGCAACACAAUGUUAGUGUGAACUGAAGUUAGUGUCUGCAUGUGUGCCGUGGGAAUUCAAGUGUCGUGCUGUCUGCUUGCAUUCCUUUGUGUAUUUUCAUGUAUAUAACUGGCAGUCAGUAAAGUAUUAGAAUAUCUCUAUUCCAUUCUCUACUC
Panicum virgatum (switchgrass) is the source of this 1793-nucleotide messenger RNA. RefSeq lists its product as uncharacterized. NCBI's taxonomy places the organism in Eukaryota, Viridiplantae, Streptophyta, Magnoliopsida, Poales, Poaceae. Bases 170 to 724 code for a protein of 184 amino acids. The record is from RefSeq and is a predicted model, not a curated record. The transcript is spliced from 4 exons.